Oryzias melastigma (Indian medaka) is the source of this 2914-nucleotide messenger RNA. RefSeq lists its product as uncharacterized. The transcript has 2 exons. Bases 1112 to 2269 code for a protein of 385 amino acids. NCBI's taxonomy places the organism in Eukaryota, Metazoa, Chordata, Actinopteri, Beloniformes, Adrianichthyidae. The record is from RefSeq and is a predicted model, not a curated record.
UUAUUCCUCAACAUUAUAUGUGUCCACUCUUCCAUUAAUUCUAAAAAUGAGACAUCCACAGACUGCUGGAGGUGGCUGCUCCCACACGCGGUGCGGUGUGAAAAACAUUUUUCGACAGGCGGCGAGCAGGGAAUUCACGCGCAGGGCACGCAAAUUUGUUGUGAGAAUCGCGUUCGGUGUAAAAGCACAUUUAGGGUACGCUGCUAGUAUGGAGUUACAGGAACCCAGUUUAGAUGUAACAUCCAUGGAUACGUUUUUCAGCAUCACUUUGUUCAAAUCCCAGACGGGAUAUUUCUGUUUUCCUCAAACAUAUGUGGGUUUUCUCAUCACACUCCAUCUUUGUCCCACGGUUAGAAUCUCCAAUGGUUAAUUGGUGUCUAAAUUGGCCCAUGGUAUGCAUGUGAUUUUCUUUUCUGCAGCAGACAGGUAACCAGUUCAGACAGUUUCCUGUCUACUACUACUCAGGUUUUACUAGAGUAUCUUUUUGUUUUGGUUUUCUCACAGAAUUCUGCCAAAUCCGGUCUGUGACGGUUCCUUUCUACUGACUUUCCCACAGACGGUUUGUCAUUUCGAAACUGUCUGUUCGACACUUGUGAUAAGCUGACAGUUUAGAGGAUAUACAACGAGCUUUAAGUUUAGUUUUUUUUUAUUUUUUCUUUAUGUUAAAUUCUAAAUAUUCAUGUAAAUGUCUUACUUCUCUGUACUAAUUAUUCAAAGUGAAUACAGUAAAAUCAAUAAAGUAAAUCAAAUGAUAAACAUUUACCCAGUGAACAUUUCAAUGUGGGCCUAUAUGGUUGACCUUCGGGCUGAAUGGUGGGCCCCAGGUGGGUUUGUCCGCGUGUUCCAUGGUGGUUCCAUCUUGUGUUUCAGAGAAUGUAAUGUGUCACAUUACAUAAAAGCAUAACAGUUCUCAUGCUAGGGGUGGAAUGAAUGAAUCCUGAGGAGGAUGUGGUUUGGUGACAAGCUUAAAUACGAGCUCUCUGAUGAAGCUGAACAGCAAAGCAGAUCAUUCUGAGCUGAGUUUGGUUCCUGAGGCCUUCUCUCUUUGCUAGAAAAAUAGAUAGUUUUCUAACCAAGCUAACAUCAACACACGUGAAAAAGAUCUACAAAGAUGGCUGAGCUGACCAAGUUUGUAUCAGAUGCUAAGAAUGUGGCGGGGAAGGUACUAGACGUAUAUCAGAAAGGAUCCAACAUUGUAACCCUCUUCAAACAGGAGUUUUCGCCUAUUUUCUCUGCCGUUGGCCCACUUUCCGAACUGUCUCUGAACAAAACGGAGGACCCAGAGGUUGGUGCCGUAAGGGAUCAGUUUGGGAAGCUCUUUAAGAAUUUGGAUGUGGUCUCAGAUGACAUCAACCGUAUCCAUGAGAUGUUCAACAAGAGCAUGGCAGAUCUUGAGUAUUCCUCACUUGAAAAUAGCAUCAGAAUGCAGUACAGAAUGUACUUGGAGAUUCUCGAUGCAAAACCUGAGUUCAGAGAAGUCAAGAGAGAUCAGUUCCUCAAGCACUAUUCCAACAGUAAUAAAGAGAAAAACAUCGAGCGCCUCUACAGCGCUGUAGUUGAAAGUUACUCUCCCAAGCCUUUGCUUCAGAUCAUCCUCGACAAUGAGGACAGAAACCGACAAUCAGUUGAAGCGUUUUGUGCCCGGCUGUUAAAUCUGUUCUGCAUUGGGAUCAUUGCGGUUGUGGGUCACGCUGUUAUGAGUGAAAAUAAUAAUGAGAAAAGGCUUCAGAAAGACUGGGGAGAGAAGAUGGCCACUAUCCAGGAGAAGAUGAACGCUGCCGUUGAGGAAUGCAUCACUAGCUUUCCAAGUAAAGCUAAGACUGAUUGUGAAAAACUGAUGAGGCAGGUGAAGGACUCAAACUCAGAGCAGCUAGCUGCCUCCCUCAUAGAGAUGCUGAAGAAGAAGUACGACUGGGUGAGCUGGUCUGUUCGUGUUUACCGCAAUAGGAGGAUCCAUAAGACAGCUGACAGUCUCAAAGGAAAGAGCUCCUUCCAGGUGACUGGGUCUGAUGAGAAAAUGAACAUCAGGGUGUCUUACAGCUAUUCUCCCAAGUCGUUGGACAAGAACCUCAUCCAGCAGCUUAUCCUGAAACACAAACAACCCAAAGCAGAGGAGGUAGAGAAUGAUCUCUCAGAAAAACUACAAGGAGACUGCAUGAUUCAUGCACUCCAAAACUAUAAAUAUUUGGCCUGUUCCUGGAGCUUCACAGACGACUGUCACUUCUGGGCGAAGCACGAAGAUCUUCAUGUCUGCGUUCAUUCUGCUUAAAGCUUAAAAACAAAAGUGAAGGAUAAGUCUAACACUUGUUGUUUGAUUUAUCUUAUCAAAAGAAUCCUCACAUUUUAUAUAAACAUCAGUUCCAUUCUUUAAAAUGAGACUAACAGAAAUGCAAAAACAUGCCCUGCUGUGUCUCGAAAUCUAACACAUUCCUACAGGUGACGUGUCACGACAAACUCUGGCAUUAAGGGACAUAUUUUCUGUAAAGGUGGAGGUUAUUUCCUUACAGUGUCGUGUUGUGAAGAGAGCAGGUUCUGGGGCAAAAACUAAGAUAAAAGCCAAAGAUAAACGUGUCCUUUAACCUGAAGCUUUACAAAUGGUUUUGUUUCUAUUUGCUUUUUCACUGAACUGUCACUUUAGUCUUUAUUGGUUUAUGGGUCUGUUUGCUUUAAGCAAAUUAUUUGUUAUUAAUCAAAUGUCAUCAUUUUGUCGCAAAAACAAAAUCUAUGAAUCAUGUGAUUUUUUUUGUUAGUGGGUUUGGGUUAUUUUGUCUAGAUUAUGUUUUCAUGGAGGAACUGAAAGUUAUCUUCCAAAUAAACACUAAACUGGAUUUGUUUGAAUGUAAGUUUAUGUUUUAUUAAAAACAAAGCCCCUGUUCCUGAUUGUUACUGAAAAUGAUUUAAAUAAAAAGGUUCU